Polypterus senegalus (gray bichir) is the source of this 2851-nucleotide messenger RNA. Its product is annotated as sodium/potassium/calcium exchanger 2-like. Gene Ontology annotation, biological process: calcium ion transmembrane transport; long-term synaptic potentiation; long-term synaptic depression. The coding region runs from base 577 to 2586 and encodes 669 amino acids. The transcript has 12 exons. The record is from RefSeq and is a predicted model, not a curated record. Gene Ontology annotation, cellular component: membrane. Gene Ontology annotation, molecular function: calcium, potassium:sodium antiporter activity; calcium channel activity. Lineage: Eukaryota; Metazoa; Chordata; Cladistia; Polypteriformes; Polypteridae.
GUGAAGCACCGACGUGCAGAUCAUCCAGUUCACGCAGAAUGAGGGAAAAAAAGAAAGAGAGAGAGAGAGGGAGAGAGAGAGAGAGACUGGUCGACAGGAUCUUCACGUGGUAGAGCCGGGACAGGCGCUUGGAUGGUUAAACUAGAUUAGAGAUUUAUUUUAGUCUGGGAGGAUUUCGUGCUCCAGGAAGGGCGGGAUGAAGCUUUGACUGCUGCUGCUGCGCUGCUGUGCCGUGCUGUGCCGCUGCUGGGGCUGCCGCCGCUGGUGCUGCGUGCGUGUGCACUGAAGGCAGUCUGCAGCCAGCCUUUGCGAGCUCCUCCUUUGUGGCUGGAGUGGAGAGGGACACCAGAAGCUGUCAAUGAGAGCAGGAGGGCACAGGGGAGGAUUGCAUUCUCCAUUGCAACCUGUCACUACUGUCGCGUAUGCCCGUGGCUCCCGCAAGGUUAUUAUGAGGAAAAAUACCCUUUUGGCCAUAUCUGGAACAAGAACACCAGGGAUCAGCAACCCAUAAUGCACUGCCCUUGAACCUAAACAGCAAAGUUCGCCAGCCAACUGCUGAAGAUCCCAUUUACAGCAAUGCAUUUAAAUCUGCUCAAGUCUGACAAAGUCUGGGUGAAAAACUCCUUCCAGAAUAUGCAUUCGUUAAGGUGCAGGAGGUACCGGCAUGUCAGAAGAAAACUGCACCCGCUGCGUGUUCUGGGGCUUCUCUUGAGCCUGGCAGCAAUAAGCGCAUUUUCCUGUUUCUUUAGUGCCUUUACUUGGACCACAAAUUACAACACCGAACUUUUUAGCAGUCCCAUCAUCCCACAGUCAAUUCCCGUACAACACAGGACUCUGCUGGGCACUGAAGAGAAAAGGGACGGGAAUACUUCCAAGGACUUGCCCGUUGCGAUGAAAAGGAAAACGGAAGACAACAGAAGUGAAGCAGUCAGUCAAGGCGAGUACCCAGAAGAUCUCUUCAGCCUGGAGGAAAGGAAAAGCGGUGCCGUAAUUCUGCAUAUGAUCGGGAUGGUGUACAUGUUCAUAGCCUUAGCCAUAGUAUGUGAUGAAUUUUUUGUACCAUCACUGACUGUCAUCAUUGAGAAAUUUGCCAUCUCCGACGAUGUAGCUGGAGCAACCUUCAUGGCGGCUGGAGGCUCUGCUCCGGAGCUCUUCACUUCGAUCAUUGGGGUGUUCAUCUCCCACAGUAACGUUGGCAUCGGGACAAUCGUUGGAUCCGCAGUAUUCAACAUCCUCUUCGUCAUCGGAAUGUGUGCUUUGUUUUCCAAAGAGAUUCUCAACCUCACCUGGUGGCCACUUUUCAGAGAUGUAUCUUUUUAUAUCAUUGACUUGAUCAUGUUAAUCAUCUUCUUUUUGGAUAACGUCAUCAACUGGUAUGAAAGCACACUUCUGUUGACGGCUUACACUGCUUAUGUGAUCUUCAUGAAGUACAAUGAGCGGGUUGAGGGAUUCAUAAAAUCUAAGAUAAACAGGAAUAAAGUCGUGGAAGUAUCAUCAGCCGAACCCCAAGCAAAGGCUGAUACAGUUGAGGAUGAAAACAAGCUGACGGCUAAGCCACGUCUGCAGCGAGGUGGCAGCUCAGCAUCACUGCAUAACAGUCUAAUGAGAAACAGCAUUUUUCAGCUCAUGAUUCACACCCUGGACCCACUUGCUGAAGAAUUUGCAGAUUCUGAACUUGGAACGUAUGGCAAGCUAAAAUAUUAUGACUCAAUGACCGAAGCAGGGAAGUUCAGAGAAAAGGCAUCAAUUCUGCACAAGAUGGCAAAAAAUAAAUGCCAAGUGGAUGACAGUGAGAGACCUAAUGGCAUUGCCAACCAUGGUGAUAAAGCUGAGCUCCCAAACAGCGCUAACGUGGAAGUGGAAGUGACCCCACCAAAGGACAGUCGGCAAAUACAGAACGGGAACGUCCCACAUGACAUUGAGGCUGAUGGACAGGGAGGAGAGGCUUCCGGCGGUGACGAUGACGAUCAGCCCCUGAGUCUGGCCUGGCCAGAUACUAACCGCAAGCGGCUGACAUACCUUGUAAUCCUGCCCAUCGUCUUCCCUCUGUGGCUGACAGUUCCAGAUGUCAGGAAACCAACUUCUAAGAGGUUCUUCCCUUUGACGUUUCUUGGCUCCAUCUGCUGGAUCGCCUGUUUCUCAUACCUUAUGGUCUGGUGGGCACAUCAGGUUGGGGAGACCAUUGGGAUUACUGAAGAGAUAAUGGGAUUGACUAUUUUAGCAGCUGGCACCUCGAUUCCUGACCUGAUCACAAGCGUCAUAGUGGCCCGAAAGGGACUUGGAGACAUGGCUGUGUCCAGUUCAGUCGGUAGCAAUAUUUUCGACAUCACUGUCGGACUCCCACUACCAUGGCUCCUCUAUUCCAUCAUCAACGUAUUUGCUCCCGUGCACGUUAGCAGCAACGGCCUGUUCUGCGCCAUUGUGCUCCUCUUCCUCAUGCUGCUCUUUGUCAUCAUGUCCAUCGCUCUUUGUAAGUGGAGAAUGAGCAAAGCCCUGGGAUUAACCAUGUUCCUGCUCUACUUUGUUUUCCUCGUUGUCAGCGUCUUGCUGGAAGACAAGGUUCUUGUGUGCCCCGUGUCAAUCUGAACAGCCCAGCUCAGCGGCACCUUUGAAUUUUUGGGUGGGUGGGGAGGGAAAAAAAAAAGUUUGCUGUUUGCGGGGAUGGGUUCAGAAAUUACUGCAGAACAAUGGAAUAUACUGUAGAUGGCUGAUGAUCCGAGAGCAGGUGGUCUUUUUACGUUCUCCUCCUGCUGUUGGGCCUUGCUAAUGUGUGCAUAUGGGAUUUGUUCCAAAGUGAGCGACUGCAAGAAAUGGACAACGUCUGGACCUGUUUGAAGGAAAAAAAAAAAAA